UGUUCCUUUACCCCACAUAAAACUACAGGGCUGUAGGACCUGUGCCCUCUGGCCGGAUUCCAUACCCUGGCAAAGACUCUCCCCACCCUGGCAAAGAGAAAAUUGACAAGUAGAACACAGGGAACAAAGUCCCGUCACAGGGGUAAGAGACUACUGUCUGCAGCACCGGAGGGAGAAAAAAAACCAGCGCCUCGAGUCAGCGGGUCAUGGAUGCCCUGGUCUGCUUGCUGCAGCUGCUGCUGCUGCUCCUGACGCUGCCCCUGCACCUGAUGGCUCUGCUGGGCUGCUGGCAGCCCCUGUGCAAAGCCUACUUCCCCUACCUAAUGGCUGUGCUGACGGCCAAGGGCAACCGCAAGAUGGAGCGUAAGAAACAGGAGCUCUUUGGCCAGAUAAACAGGCUUACGGGAGCCUCCGGGAAGGUGGCCUUGCUGGAGCUGGGCUGUGGCACCGGGGCCAACUUCCAGUUUUACCCGGCGGGCUGCAGGAUCACCUGCCUGGACCCAAACCCCCACUUCGAGAAGUUCUUGACAAAGAGCAUGGCUGAGAACAGGCAUCUCCAAUAUGAACAGUUUGUGGUGGCUUCCGGAGAGGACAUGAGACAAGUGGCUGACAGCUCCAUGGAUGUGGUGGUCAGCACCCUGGUGCUGUGCUCUGUGCAGAGUCCGAGGAGGGUCCUGCAGGAGGUCAAGAGAGUGCUGAGGCCGGGAGGACUGUUCCUUUUCUGGGAGCAUGUGGCUGAGCCACGUGGAAGCUGGGCCUUCCUGUGGCAGCAAGUUGUAGAGCCCACCUGGAAACACAUCGGGGAUGGCUGCUGCCUCACCAGGGAGACUUGGAAGGAUCUCGAGAGUGCCCAGUUCUCUCACCUCCAGAUGGAACAACAACCCCCUCCCUUCAAGUGGUUGCCUGUUGGACCCCACAUCAUGGGGAAGGCUGUGAAAUAACUCUUGCCCAAGUCCAGCCUCGGGCCGAGCAAUCCCGCCUACCGGCGGAGUCUGUCUUCUACUGAGAGGGAUCCGGGCAGAGAAGCCACGCUCCCCAUCACCCUCUCUUCUCCCUUCUCCUAUCCCUGCCACAGGUCUCACUUCAAUCCUUCCUUCCAAGGUGGAAAAGCUCUAUUUCCGAUCUGGCUGCAGGAAGGAAAGUGACAUCCUGUCCUAUCCCUGACUGCGAAUUCCUAGGCUGGGUCUCCCACUUUUUGCCCACCCACUGCUAGAGCAGUUCCCUGUCACUUUCCCUUGUUCCCCUAGUAAAUCUCCCCCUCGUCUUUGCCUGAGACCACAUCCAUGUGCCUCCAGGAGCUCAUCACA
This is a messenger RNA of Nyctereutes procyonoides (raccoon dog), 1307 nucleotides long. It is a transcript of the gene TMT1B, whose product is annotated as thiol methyltransferase 1B. Gene Ontology annotation, molecular function: S-adenosylmethionine-dependent methyltransferase activity. The record is from RefSeq and is a predicted model, not a curated record. The transcript has 2 exons. The coding region runs from base 207 to 941 and encodes 244 amino acids. NCBI's taxonomy places the organism in Eukaryota, Metazoa, Chordata, Mammalia, Carnivora, Canidae.